This is a messenger RNA of Syzygium oleosum, 2811 nucleotides long. RefSeq lists its product as uncharacterized. The record is from RefSeq and is a predicted model, not a curated record. Gene Ontology annotation, cellular component: membrane. Gene Ontology annotation, biological process: protein targeting. Bases 983 to 1357 code for a protein of 124 amino acids. The transcript is spliced from 6 exons. NCBI's taxonomy places the organism in Eukaryota, Viridiplantae, Streptophyta, Magnoliopsida, Myrtales, Myrtaceae.
GUUAUCUGAAGUGUAUUACUUCAUCAGACUUGUAUUUUUCGACAUUACGUGAUCUACGGAGUUUUAGCAGAAAUGGGGUUCGCAUGUCAUCUGCUAACAACAGAUGGAACCUGAACUUUGUAGCAGGAGGAAAGUACGCUGAGUUCUCUAUUUAAAUCUAUUGUCUUAGAAGUAAUUUUGAUGUACUGCUCCUAUGUUCGGGUGUGUCAAAUGGUUAACUCGGGAGAUAUUAAUUACAGAAGCCACUCUGUGAUAUGAAUAAAUAGCAGUUGAGAACCAAUUAGAGCGGCAUUCUGUUACUAUGUCGUUUUGAAACUACUAUAAUGGAACAAUCACCUCAAAACAGAAGAAAAUCCAUACUUUGUGUAUUUAGAAUCAUGGCAUUUUGAUCACGCUGUUAAUAACUUUGUAAUCAAGCAUGCAGAGGUUGAAUUGCUUUUGGAAAGUGAAUCGAUAUUCUUUUGAAGCUUACUUUUGGGCAAUCGAUGCCUUUUCAUUUCUUUUAUUUUCCCUGGUCUUGCGAAUUUUCUUCUCUUGUCCCCCUUUUAUCUUCAGUCAUCCUCACCCAUCGGUUCCGGUAGACGACAUGAUAUACGAGUUUAUUGCUAGCAGCAAAAUUUAAUCAACUGCUGACAAUUGUAUUUACGUUUGGAAUAAGAAGGGCGAGUGUUAAUCACUAGAUUUGCUGAACUCAUGUCAAUCUCAAUAAGGCUAUAGUAUUGUUUGGUUACAUUACUACCUCAUUAUGCGCAGGGUUGGAUGUCUAUUGCAAAGGAAGAUGUUCUGUUGGUUUGGUCAUCUUUUGCUUGUCUCGUCACAGGAAGAGUGACUGGGUCUGAAUUGAAGAAACUAGGGAUUCUCAGGUAACAAAAACCGAAGAUGGUGACAAUCAGUGGGUUAAGUGGAAUCCAUCUAGGUGUGGUUCAUCCCAUCUGUAAUAAAUUUCCUCUUCGGAGUAAGAGCUAUAAGCAAAAGAGAAGUAAUGAAUGCAAAGCCAUUGGGCUUGCCUGUGAUUUCAAGAACAAAUGCUGGUUAUUUGGAUACCGGGCAUUUCAGGAACAAUCAUGUGGUGUCUGCAGCAAGAAAUAACCAUGCGUUAAGCUAUGAUGAUGACCUAAAUCCUGAAACCUUUUGGUCUAGUCUGAUCAAAGAAGUAGUGUGGUCUUUAAAGUCAUUAUUCACAUUUUUGUGCGAGCAACCUAGCCAGCUGAAGUACAUAGAAUGGCCGAGCUUUCAGAGCACGCUGAGAACAGCAACUCUCACGCUGAUUCUUGUGGCAUUGCUCAUCGUCGCGCUAUCAUCAGUGGAUUCGGCCCUUUACUGCAUGUUGAACUGGUUUCUCAGGCGAUCUUCAUGACCAACAAGCUCAUUUAUUCCUACUUCUAGUCUAUUCUUUGGAAUGUCUAGGGAAAUGGAAAAGACUUGUAUACAACUUAAGAAAUCAUGAGUUGAUGAGUAAGGCAUUUUAUUUCAAUUUUUCUUUCGCUUUCAUUUACCAUUAAAAUGGGCUUUAUGACUUCCAUUUGAAACGCCGGAAACUAUAUUCACCUGGUCGGUCAUUCUUGGAUUAUGGCUGACGCAAUGUCCAUCUUCCCUCUUUUCUGUUAGGGGUGGGAUGCGAAUCUCUCGAGCGACUGAAGCAUAAAUUAUGUUUAUCGAUCGAAAUUGAAGUGCAUUAUCGAUGCUAAGCCAGACAACGGAACCUUGGAAGCAUGAGAGGAUGGUUCUAAAAUUCAAUAUCAUCAUCAAGACUGACUUAUGGAUGAGAUGAUGACCCAGUCAUUUCUGGUCAGUCAAGCACGUGUGGAUCACUUUCGAGUUUUCCCUCCGUUUACUUCCCUCUGUCAAUUUGGUGUCCAUUUCCCACACCUAACUCAAAGUGGUUAGAAGGGCUCUUGUCUAGAGAGGCAGUAACUGCUGCCAUUUAGGUCCAGCUUAUGACCAAUUGGCCAGUGGGAAAAUUCAAGCAAAGUGGAGCCAACUUCCCCCCAAUAAUCAAAUGCAUUUCUUCUUCUUCUUUCAACCUGAUAAAAUUGACAACUCUCUGUGAAGACAGCUUAUCAGAACCCCAGAGACCAAGAACAAGAAGAAGAACAAUAAGAGGAUUGACCAAAAGGAAGUGCCACAGUGGUUGUGCUUCUUUUAGAAUUUUAUUUCUUGGGACAAGGACAAAACCCUAAUUCUCUCUCUCUCUCUUCUAUCUCACAAGUAAAUAUGAGAUCUUGCACACGGUGGCCCAUUAUCUUUGCUUCUCUGCAAGAGGCUAUUUUCAUGGGUCCCGGCUUGGUGUGUGUGCCUCCUUUUCCCACUCUUUUGCCCUCCCAACACAAACAGUUCAACACCAACACACCGAAAGCACACGCGAUUUUCCGAAAAACCCAAAAACAUUUCUUUCUUCUGCAAACCAAAAAAAAAAAAAGAAACCCAAAAUUUUUUAUAAUAAUUGCAGAGAAAGAAAAGGACAAGCGUGGAGAAAAAGAGCAAGGCAAAACCCACUCCCCCCUCGCCCCUCUUAAAAAUCAACCCCCCAUCUCCUCCUUUUUGCCUCCGCUGCAACACCACAGAGAGAGAGAGAGAGAGAGAGAGAGAGAGAGAGAUUGGCUUGGCUUGGCUUGGCUUAAAGGCUUUUUCUUUGUGCACGAUGAGCUGAGUAGGACUCCAAAAGAUCACUUCUUCUCCCCCCCAAAGAAGAAGAUGGCAAUAGCACAGCGACAAGGUCACGACCCAUCGUCACCGCAAGAGCAAGAAGACCAUCCUUCCUUCUUGUUCGAUGAUGCUCUCUACUGUGAAGAGGACAGAUUCGACGAAGAA